Molecule: messenger RNA, 1390 nt
Organism: Cryphonectria parasitica EP155
Lineage: Eukaryota; Fungi; Ascomycota; Sordariomycetes; Diaporthales; Cryphonectriaceae
Exons: 6
Coding region: 523-1002 (159 amino acids)
Molecular function (GO): 2-oxoglutarate-dependent dioxygenase activity
Source: RefSeq, a predicted model, not a curated record
GUCACUGAUGAAAUUUACGAAGAGCCCAGCCCCCUAGAGUUCAUGCGUUAUGUCUCAAGGAAUACACCUUUUGUGGUGAGGAAUGGUGCUGCUCACUGGGAGGCCACCAAGACCUGGACGUUCGACUAUCUCAAGAAUUUCCUGCGCCAGCAGCAUGUGAAUGUUGCCAUCACCCCAGAAGGGUGAGUCUCUUCUCCGCGACCUGCUCAAUGUAAUUGAUGCAUACACCUCAACCAUAGAUUCUUUCUGACUACUUCGAUUCCCUGCUCAGCAAUGCCGACUGCCCCACGGUGCAUGAGAAUGGUGAGCUCGUCUUCGCCAAGCCAUGGGAGGAGGACCAGGCGUUUCCUGAAUUUCUUGAUUACGUGCGCCAUCAAGAGAUGAAUCCAUCAGAUCGCAAAUUCUCUGAGGUCAGAUAUGCACAAACUCAAAAUGACAACCUCAGGCACGAGUACGUCUCUCUUUUCAACCAGGUUCAGCGAGACAUCCCAUUUGCACGUAUCGCUCUACAGAAGGAGCCGGAUGCCAUCAAUAUGUGGGAACUCUCGCUCCGUGACGGCGCUUCAUUUAGACAAUUACGAGAAUAUCUACGUGCAGGUUCUGGGACAAAAACACUUUGUCCUGCUGCCUCCUCACUCCCAUCCCUGCGUCAACAGGAAGCCCUUGCGGCCGGCCACUUAUGCUCGAAGUGACAAGGACGACAGCCUCGACCUUGUCAUGGAUCCUGCCUUGAGCCCAGGGGAGGAGGCUGAAUUUGUCACAUUCGCCAUCUGGGACCCAGAUCGACCUGCGGAGAACCCAACGCCUUACUCAAAGCUGGCCGAGCCUAUACGUGUCACGCUGGAGAAGGGAGACAUGCUGUACCUCCCAGCGAUGUGGUAUCACAAGGUCUCGCAGUCUUGCUCGGAGGAGGGGAUCUGUGUGGCUGUUAACUACUGGUACGACAUGGACUUUAGUGGUCCCUUAUACCCGUUGACAUCGUUUGUGCGAUCGGUGAGCUAGCACAGGUGAACUCUGUGCGCACUUACGUAUCUCAGUGGAAAUGGCACACAGCUCAGACUGAAAGGCCUCCAUCGUUCAUAAGGAACCCGUUCUUCAUUACAAACGGCCAACAAUAGGCAGUAUUCCCAUCCAGUGCAUCUGUCAGACCUUCCAUAGCUCUCAGAUGAUUGACCAUGAACCAAAUCCUCCCAUCCAUCCGCAAUGUUUUGGGCGAGAUCCCAAUCAUCAAGGUCAUCCAUCCUGCCGCCCGAAUAGCUGUGAGUAGUGCCUCACAGGCCUGAAACCAUGCAUGUCUUGCCCUGCAAAACAAAAGAAGGGGUUGGAAUAACAAUGUAAAUUAUGCAAACCAAUUCAGGAAUGCAACACACUGACAAGUGUCGCCAUGCCG